Molecule: messenger RNA, 581 nt
Organism: Panicum hallii
Lineage: Eukaryota; Viridiplantae; Streptophyta; Magnoliopsida; Poales; Poaceae
Product: MYB-like transcription factor ETC3
Exons: 3
Coding region: 95-337 (80 amino acids)
Biological process (GO): cell differentiation
Cellular component (GO): nucleus
Molecular function (GO): transcription cis-regulatory region binding
Source: RefSeq, a predicted model, not a curated record
UCCUGGCCAAGAACACUCAGAUACAGAGGCCAUUAUAAGGGUUGAAACCAGCUCAAAAUAGCCUCACCGUUCCAGGUGAAAACUGGCCCCUCUAAUGGAUAGCAGCAGCAGCAGCAGCAGCCGGGACAAGAAGUCCAAAGAUAACGAUCGUCAUGAAGCAAAAGAAGCUAAUAGCACUGCACAGAAUUUUGUUGACUUCACAGAAGCAGAGGAAGAUCUUGUUUCCAGAAUGCACAGGCUUGUGGGGAACAGGUGGGAGCUUAUAGCAGGAAGAAUUCCAGGAAGGACAGCAGAAGAAGUAGAGAUGUUUUGGUCCAAAAAACACCAGGAAAAAUGAAAACGAGGCCAUUACUUUAUAUUGAUCUAUAAGCUAUGUAUUAAUGUCACAUGAAAAUAUGUGCUGAUAAAUAAUGUAAAGCAUGCAAAGUUGAAGAAAGCCAUAUAGUAUUAUGAGCUUACUCGAGGAGCGAUGUGGAUUGGCACUUCUAGUUAAGUUAGCAGAGUUAAUUGUGUUCAUUUGUAAUUGCAUCUUGUUAUAACAUGAUGUCAAUGUUACAAUAGCAAAGUAUUUAAAAACACCA